AUGACAGUGUCUCCAAAACUAAAGCAUGUAACCACUUAUGACACAAUCAUUGAUGACACAACCAUUGAUGACACAACCACUGAUGACACAACCACUGAGGACACAACCAUUGAUGACACAACCAUUGAUGACACAACCUCUGAUGACACAACCAUUGAUGACACAACCAUUGAUGACACAACCACUGAUGACACAACCAUUGAUUACACAACCUCUGAUGACACAACCACUGAUGACACAACCAUUGAUGACACAACUAUUGAGGACACAACCAUUGAUGACACAACCAUUGAUGACACAACCUCUGAUGACACAACCAUUGAUGACACAACCAUUGAUGACACAACUAUUGAGGACACAACCAAUGAUGACACAACCACGACAUCACAACUACUGAUGACACAACCAAUAACAACACAACCAUUGACAACCAAUAACAACACAACCAUUGACAACACAACCACUAACAACCACUGGUCAGUAGCGACCCCAUCCACUGUCAUAAAAACAUAA
This is a messenger RNA of Procambarus clarkii (red swamp crayfish), 513 nucleotides long. Its product is annotated as protein PBMUCL2-like. Lineage: Eukaryota; Metazoa; Arthropoda; Malacostraca; Decapoda; Cambaridae. The record is from RefSeq and is a predicted model, not a curated record.